Wasmannia auropunctata (little fire ant) is the source of this 1520-nucleotide messenger RNA. RefSeq names its product beta-1,3-glucan-binding protein-like. The transcript is spliced from 8 exons. Bases 122 to 1501 code for a protein of 459 amino acids. Gene Ontology annotation, biological process: carbohydrate metabolic process. Lineage: Eukaryota; Metazoa; Arthropoda; Insecta; Hymenoptera; Formicidae. Gene Ontology annotation, molecular function: hydrolase activity, hydrolyzing O-glycosyl compounds; carbohydrate binding. The record is from RefSeq and is a predicted model, not a curated record.
AGGAAACUGCAAUGAAACAUUGAAAGCGCGAUGCGUGGUGUAUGUCAAUCUUUUUUUUCUGAAGACCGUGCAACCUCGAUAAAUACUGCGUCUGCAACGUCAAGAAUCUGUAAUCGCGAACAUGCUCUUCUCCCGCGGAGUCGACCGUGCAAUAGUCGGACUAAUUUUCGCACUAGUAUGCGUACUCACGAAGCCAGUGUUUCCCUACGACAUACCAGAUCCAACUUUCGAGGUGUUGAAGCCGCAAGGUGUUCGAGUCUCUAUACCUGAUGCGCCAGAUGUAGUAGUUUUUGGAUUCCACGCCAACAUCAAUAAAGCAAUUCGCCCUAAUGAACGCGGUCAGAUCGCCGGUGCUAUCUAUUCGGCAAAAAACGGCCGCUGGACUGUUGAGAAUUCGGACGCAAUUAUAAAAAUUGGAGAUGUACUACAUUAUUCGACUUAUGUGCAAAAUGCCGAGAAGGCUCACUGGAAGAACGACCAAAGAUGGACAUAUUCCCCCACAGUUCGAUUAUUAUUAGAGGAUAAUUUUGAUUCUUUGAACACAUCAGUAUGGAAACCCGAGAUAAAAAUACCAUUCGAUCCGGAUUACGAAUUCUGCGUAUAUCACAACCGUAAGAACCAUGAAAAACUUGUACAAGUUCGUGGUAGUAAUUUGUUCAUACGUCCUCUAAUGUUGGAAGAUUACUACGGCGAGAAUGUGACCGCGUAUGGAAGAUUGCAACUUAACGGAUGCACGAGCACGAUUAACAUCGAAUGUAUGCGGCAGGCGAUGUCCUUCAAUAUUCUGCCACCCGUUAUAUCCGCACGUUUUACCACGAAUGAACGUUUCGACCUGCGAUUUGGAAAGAUCGAAAUACGAGCGAAGUUUCCCGAGGGCGACUGGCUGUAUCCGGAAAUGUGGCUUGAGCCACGUUAUCCUACUUACGGUACAAACUACGCCAGCGGCCGCAUUCUUCUGGGUCUAUCACGCGGCAAUGAGAAUCUGAUGAAUGCCACGGACAGUUCGAAGAUCUAUGACAGUAGAAGAUUGGAUUUUGGCGUGAGAAUAGGCCCAUCCCUUAAUGAGAUCCGAGAAAAACUCGUCACGAAAGUAAACGAAUCCGGGCCACGGUGGACGAAAGAUUUCCACGUGUACACGACAUUCUGGACCAGUGAUGGUUUCACGUUUUUGGUCGACGGCGAGACAGUUGGUCGAAUAAGUCCUGAUGAAAAGGGAUGGAUGAAUAGUCCUUACAUAAACAGAAAAGCUGCCCCGUUCGAUCAAGAGUUCUUUAUCACUAUCGGCGUCGGUGUGGGUGGAGUACGUGUAUUUCCAGAUGGUAUACAAAAUAGGUACGGAAUGCGAAAACCAUGGAGAAACGUGGAGGCUAAGGCAAUGUUGAAUUUCUGGAACUCUCGGGAUCAAUGGCUACCAAGUUGGAAAGAAGAUGGAAAAGAAAGCACUAAGACUGCUUUUGUGAUAGAUUACGUCAAAGUGUGGACUCUGAAUCAACAAGAUUAACAUACGUGCAUUAUUUUUC